GGCAGCCGGAGCUGUCGUCGUCCUUCGUUUUGCUUGCCUGGACAUGCAGGGUAGUACGUCAAAGAAACCGCCAAUCCUCAAGCUCCCUCACUUCCACGACUUGUUUCUAGAGAAACAAACAACUGUACCUGCGGAUUGUACCCAAAGACGAGGAAAAUUUACGAUUUUAUGACCAUGCGAGUGUGAAGUUGUCAACUGUCGACACUUCUCCAUCCCAGCCAGAGCUACCAAACCGCCUCACAAGCCAAAAUCCUAAAACCACAAUACCGCCAAGAUGUUUAUGGCAAGAUCAGAAUACGACCGGGGUAUCAACACCUUCUCCCCGGAAGGUCGUCUCUUCCAGGUCGAAUACUCCCUCGAGGCCAUCAAGCUCGGUAGCACGGCCAUCGGCGUGGCGACAUCAGAGGGCGUGGUUCUGGGCGUCGAAAAGCGCGUGACGUCGACGCUGCUCGAGACGUCGUCUGUUGAGAAGAUUGUCGAGAUCGACCGCCACAUCGGUUGCGCCAUGUCGGGACUGCAGGCCGACGCCCGCAGCAUGGUCGAGCAUGCCCGCGUCGAGUGCCAGUCCCACGCCUUCAAUUACAACGAGGACCUACGUGUCGAGUCGUGCACCCAGGCCAUCUGUGACCUGGCCCUGCGCUUCGGCGAGAGCGCCGACGGCGAGGAGUCCAUCAUGAGUCGUCCUUUUGGCGUCGCCCUGCUCAUCGCCGGCUACGACGAGGACGGCCCUCAGCUCUACCACGCCGAGCCCAGCGGAACCUUUUACCGCUACGACGCCAAGGCCAUCGGUAGCGGCUCCGAGGGCGCCCAGGCGGAGCUGCAGAACGAGUACCACAAGUCCCUGAGCAUCACCGAUGCCGAGACCCUGGUGCUCAAGACGUUGAAGCAGGUCAUGGAGGAGAAGCUGGAUGCCAAGAAUGUCCAGCUGGCGAGUGUAACCAAGGAGAAGGGCUUCAGAAUAUACACAGAUGAGGAGAUGGCAACCGUCGUUUCCCGGUUACCUGCAAACUAGAGUGGGAAUUAGACGGUAAAUCCAGAACGUUUGACUCCUUAUGGGACUACUUUUGAAACCACAAUUUCAUCCGCAUCACCAGCUUCAUAUUGGGAAAUUCGACUUGCAUAGAAAUUGCUUUCUGCAGACUGACACUCCCAAAGGCAGUAUGUAUAAUAGCUCGACGCCAACAAGCACACACCAUGGAUGCUGCAACACUGCUGGGCCAUCUUUGCACGUGUAAUGUCUCUAUCGUGGCUUCCUGUGCUGAUGAGCUGAUGAGGAAGCACAUGACACACGGUCUUCAUAUUGCGAAAGGGAGAAAUCCUCAUGGUUAGAAUAGAACCAAAUAUUAUAAAAAAGUUACCGCGUGGAGAAUGGAGAUCUAGCACUGCAUACAGGUACCACGACACCCACUCCAGCGCAUUGUGCUUGCAGUCGCAUAUUUUGGAA
Pyricularia oryzae 70-15 is the source of this 1444-nucleotide messenger RNA. Its product is annotated as proteasome component PUP2. Gene Ontology annotation, biological process: proteasome-mediated ubiquitin-dependent protein catabolic process. Gene Ontology annotation, cellular component: proteasome core complex; proteasome core complex, alpha-subunit complex; nucleus. Bases 275 to 1012 code for a protein of 245 amino acids. The record is from RefSeq and is a predicted model, not a curated record. The transcript is spliced from 4 exons. NCBI's taxonomy places the organism in Eukaryota, Fungi, Ascomycota, Sordariomycetes, Magnaporthales, Pyriculariaceae.